AUGGCGGUUGCAGACAAAAUGAAGAGCACGUGGCAGCAGAACAAGAUGGUCGCCUGGGCGAUUGUGGGCGGACUCGCCAUUGGGGCGUACCUGUACACGAAGCCCAAGCCCAAGCACGACGACUUCCAUGGAUCCGACUCGUGGAACAAGAACAUGGACAAGAACAGCCCCAAGAAGUGAUCACUUUGCUUUCGAGUGGAUUGUGCGACGGCAUCCACGGUUAACCACGGUUAACCACGUAAUUUACAUAUGCGCACUGAAGAGGCAGAAAGUGCAACCAACUUCACCUCGA
Messenger RNA from Aphanomyces astaci, 292 nucleotides. RefSeq lists its product as hypothetical. Lineage: Eukaryota; Oomycota; Saprolegniomycetes; Saprolegniales; Verrucalvaceae. The coding region runs from base 1 to 180 and encodes 59 amino acids. The record is from RefSeq and is a predicted model, not a curated record. The transcript is spliced from 2 exons.